Messenger RNA from Dermochelys coriacea (leatherback sea turtle), 2417 nucleotides. RefSeq names its product C-C chemokine receptor type 8-like. The record is from RefSeq and is a predicted model, not a curated record. Gene Ontology annotation, cellular component: membrane. The transcript is spliced from 2 exons. Gene Ontology annotation, molecular function: chemokine receptor activity. Gene Ontology annotation, biological process: chemotaxis; G protein-coupled receptor signaling pathway; immune response. The coding region runs from base 530 to 1594 and encodes 354 amino acids. Lineage: Eukaryota; Metazoa; Chordata; Testudines; Dermochelyidae.
AGUACUCAUGGUAUUUUCUUUCUCAACAUCACUGGUACCAGCUCAGUCUUGGAGCCCAUCACCAAAUAUUGGGCUCUGCCUCCCUUUAACGGAAUGGACAGGGACAGCAGAGCUCCUGAGGAGACUGUUGGGUGGGGGAAAAGGGUGGAAUAAAGGGAACCACAGAGGUUUCGGGCCAGCACCUUGUAGGCAUCAUUUACACCUGCGGAAAAUUAGUUAAAACACUACUGUCCAUGACGUUUCUGAGGUUGCCUAGUGAUCAAAAUUAUCUGACAGAUCUUAAACAGAUUGAGGUGUGAUUCUGAGGUGAACACUCACAUUCUUUAGUCAAAUCAGUAUAGUAUUUAUAUUCUCACUGCUGAAGAGUAAAAGAUAACUUAUUUGGAUAGCUAUUAUCCCAAUUCUAUAGCUGUGGUACUCAAAUAAUAGAUAAAGGAAGAAGACGACUUUAUCAUUUUUAAUUGUGAAGAUAAGGAGCUCACUUAUGAAGUGGCACUGAAAGAAAAACCUCAAUAGCAAAAGUCACCUCAUGAUGAAUUAUUCAACUGAGUCGAAUCUUCUCUCUACUUUUUAUGAUGAUUAUCCUGACUUGGGCUCUGUCUGCAGCACACAGAAUAUCAAGACCUUUGGAUCAGUAUUUUUUCCAAUUCUUUAUUGUGUGGUGUUUGUAUUCGGCCUGGUGGGAAACAGCUUGGUCAUUUGCGUUCUGAUGGUUUGCAAGAAACUGACCAGCAUGACUGAUGUGUAUUUGCUGAACCUCGCCAUCUCUGACCUGCUUUUCGUUUUCUCCCUCCCCUUCCUGGCUCAUUAUGCUUCAGGCCAAUGGACUUUUGGAAAUGUAAUGUGUAAAACAGUAUGUGGAGUUUACUACAUUGGCUUCUACAGCAGCAUAUUCUUCAUAACCCUCAUGAGCAUAGACAGGUACUUAGCCAUCGUCCAUGCUGUGCAUGCUCAGAAAGUUCGAACAACCAUGCUCAGCAUUGUUAUAAGCCUUGCUGUUUGGUCAGUGGCCAUUUUCGCUUCUAUACCAAGUAUUUUCUUUAUCCAAGAACUGAAUGAAAAUGACAUUGUAAAGUGUGCUCCUUAUUACCAGGAUAAUAGGACUGCUUGGAAACUUUUAACCAAUUCUAAAGUCAAUGUUUUGGGUCUCUUGAUCCCGCUUGGCAUUCUCAUUUUCUGCUACUCCCACAUCUUGAAAAAUCUGCAGAGAUGCAUGAACCGAAACAAGUAUAAAGCAAUGAAGCUGGUUUUUGUUGUUGUGGUUGUGUUUUUCCUCUUCUGGGUACCCUUCAACAUUGCACUUUUUCUGGACUCUUUGCGAAGCCUGCACAUCAUAGAUGACUGCGAGACAAGCAAAAGCCUAGACCUGGCCCUGCAGGUGACUGAAACCAUCUCCUUCAUCCACUGCUGCCUGAAUCCAGUGAUCUAUGCUUUUGUGGGUGAAAAGUUCAAGAAAUACCUUCAUGAAAUGUUCAGAAAACAUGCAAGAUUCUUAUUGAUUUGCAAAGACCACAAUGUCUUUCAGAGUCACUAUAGUACCUCUUUCAUGCGCACCCAGUCCUCACAUUCUUCUGUGAUUGACCCUGUCAUGUAAAAUAGAAUGGGCCAAAUACAAUCAUUCAAGCAUGCAUUUGGUGUAUUAUAAGUAUCAGUGACUUUGAAAGUAAAUACUUCAGGCAGCUCAGUAAAUACAUUACUUCACAUUGUAGUUGGGAGAACUUAGUUUUCAAUUAAAGCUCUCUAUUACCCUAGUAAUGACUGUGGUAUAAAAGCUCAGACAAUGUUAUAAUUUUAGUGUCCUUAAAUGUAUUAAAUUGAGCUUCAUAUAUAUAAUAUGCUACCUUACAAGGAGAACCAGGCUGUUAUCAAUAUUAUUAUUAAUCCCUUACUCAAGUGCUCAGGGACCUAUGGACAUGUAUAAGACAUGUAACUAUCAACCUCAUUUCUGAGCUUGGUUUUGUAGUGUAAUUUCAAUUAUCCAAAUUCCCUUUAUCCAAAAAUCCUAAUUACCCAAAUCUACAGUGUGUCCAUCUGGUAGCCUUGUGUUAGUUCAUCACACACACAUCUUCUCAAUUAGCCUCUUUGCACCUGUAAGCUCUAAUCAACAGAUUUUUAUUUUGUAUAGCAGGUCUCAAUAAAGUUUUUUUUUACUCUUUUUAAUAAAGUACAAAGUAUGAUGCUAACAUCACCAUUACUCCCUCUGUUCCCUGUAUUUCUGUAUCAGUGACAGGGCACCUCAAAAUAGCACUUCCAUUUAUCCUAACACCUGCUUAGUCAAAAGAUUGAGAUAUUCCGCAAACCACUGGAAUUUAACAGUAAUGCAUGUUGUCACUGGUGGUUAAAAAAAAACAAAAACAAACAGUUUCCUGAUGUAUACUGCUUUUUUCUGGUUGAGUUUAAUAGCCGCUCUUCUUAAA